ACUCGCUGACGUCACAUCUAGUCGCCGGAAAUCGCGGGCGGUGUGUGUGUCCGCAGAGAAGGAUGGCGGGUCUGGUGAAGAAGACAACCGGCCUGGUCGGCCUCGCAGUGUCCCUCAAUCCACAUGAGCGUCUGAGGAUUCUCUACUCAAAGAUCCUGGCAUCGGUGCAGACAAUGCCACAGGAUGCCGCCUACAGGAAGUACACGGAGCAGGUGGUCACCGAGCGGUACGACCACGUGAAAACGGAGCCUGAUGUUGAAAAGCUGGAGAAGAAAAUAAACUGUGGUCAGAUAGAAGAAGUCAUUUUCCAGGCGGAGUGUGAGUUGAGUCUUUCCAGGAAGAUGUCUGAGUGGAAACCAUGGGAGCCGCUGACUGAGGAGCCUCCUACCAACCAAUGGAAAUGGCCCAUCUGAAGACACCUAUGUAAACUGUAUAUUAUUGUCUGUCUGUGUGUGUGCGCCUGUGAUCCAUACUUUUAACAAAGUGAUGUACAAAUAAAAGUCCUGCAAAUAUUUCCCAA
Messenger RNA from Pleuronectes platessa (European plaice), 520 nucleotides. RefSeq names its product NADH:ubiquinone oxidoreductase subunit A5 (gene ndufa5). The transcript is spliced from 5 exons. The record is from RefSeq and is a predicted model, not a curated record. The coding region runs from base 63 to 413 and encodes 116 amino acids. Gene Ontology annotation, biological process: respiratory electron transport chain. Lineage: Eukaryota; Metazoa; Chordata; Actinopteri; Pleuronectiformes; Pleuronectidae.